UGGUGAAGUUUAGUGAAUUGCGCGACCAAACCAGAAUGAGCGCACGCAGCAUGUUGCAGUGCAGAGAUUCUUUUAUUUAGGGUUUUCGAAUCCCUAGAAGGUUUUUUUUUUUUUUAAUUCUUAGUUCUACCUACAUCAUCAUCGUCAUCAUCAUCCAACACCAUGAUUUCUUCCACCAUUCUUCACUCAUACCCCUCUUUCAAAUUCCAAUCUUUUCUCAAACACCCUUCUCAUACAGAUCCCCUCAAACCCUACCCUUCCAUUUCCAAUUUCAGGAACAGCAACCUCACCUGCAAGGCGCUCUUCACCGACGAUGCCCCCUUUGCUGCCGCAAUCGGCGCUUGCAUGUUCACCUCUCUGCUGCUUCCCGUCGCCGCUUCCCCGGAAGAUGACGAAGACGCCGACUCCGCCGUCACCACAACCGACGCAAGGCUCGUCGUCAUGGGGAUUCUAAGUUUCAUCCCUUAUUUCAAUUGGCUCAGCUGGGUUUUCGCGUGGCUCGAUACUGGCAAACGACGUUAUGCUGUCUACGCACUUGUUUAUAUGGCUCCUUAUCUCAGGUCAAACCUAUCACUUUCGCCUGAAGAAAGUUGGCUGCCUAUUGCCAGCAUUUUAUUCUGCAUCGUUCACAUUCAGCUGGAAGCAAGCAUUAGAAAUGGAGAUAUUCAGGGGUUUCAACUAUUCAGGAAUGUCGCGGAUCAGCUACCAUCAAAUAAUAGGAAAAAAAGUCAUGUGAAUCAGCAUCAAGAAAUGACUGAGGAGGGAAGCAAGAAAGGAAAGAAGAACCUGCCACAUGCCCAAGAACGAUCAAGGGAUAUUGGAGGUUGGGAAGAUUCACAUACGCCUUUGCAACCCCGUCAGCACUUGAAUGAAGACUUGGACGAUGAUGUCAAAGAACGAAACAAGCACUGAACUUGGAAGAUUCAAUCAAGUCUCAAGCCCAAUUCUGGCACCCCUGAGCUGUUUGUUUAGUUUUGAGGCGUUUCAAUGAAACUAAAGCUUUGUCUUAAUUGAUGUUGCUCAGUUUUCAUGUUGUCAUCAUGAGAUGAAUUCUUUUCAUGGCUGGUUUUACUGGAUGAUAUUGAAGGUGCCAUAUAUAGACAGCAAGAAUAUUGUAUACUUGUUCUUCUUCCACCU
This is a messenger RNA of Vigna umbellata (rice bean), 1137 nucleotides long. RefSeq names its product zinc finger matrin-type protein. NCBI's taxonomy places the organism in Eukaryota, Viridiplantae, Streptophyta, Magnoliopsida, Fabales, Fabaceae. The record is from RefSeq and is a predicted model, not a curated record.